Penicillium nucicola is the source of this 324-nucleotide messenger RNA. RefSeq lists its product as uncharacterized. The transcript has a single exon. NCBI's taxonomy places the organism in Eukaryota, Fungi, Ascomycota, Eurotiomycetes, Eurotiales, Aspergillaceae. The record is from RefSeq and is a predicted model, not a curated record. The coding region runs from base 1 to 324 and encodes 107 amino acids.
AUGCCCCCGAAGAGCGCACAAGACAACAUGGUGCCCGAGGCUCAAGGACUCCAAUACAGCAAAUUCGAAAUGACCCUUUUCCUGACUCAACUAGCGUGGAGAUCCACGUAUGACGAGCGCAUGGCUUCGCAAGAUUCCAACCUGACUUCGGUCACCGAAGCCCAAGGCCAAAUCCUCAAGCGAUGGAAAGCUUUAAUGGACAGUGAAAAGGAAUUGGCAGGCAAGGAGGAAAAUUUCUCCCCAGGUGUCAUGAGAGAACUGGCGGUUUAUGAGUGGCGAUACAAAAGACUGGAAGCUACAAUGGAUGCACCUCAGAAAGGAUGA